CCAGGGCUGCUGCACCGCCCCGGCCGCAGAGGCCGCAGAGCGGGCUGCCCAGCCCGCCCCUCCGCGCCAUGGCCUUGCGCGCCUGGCGGCGCCGCCAGCUGCCCGCGCUGCUUGCGCUCUGCGCGCUGCUCUGCCGGCUGCAGGACACUCUUCAGAUCACCCCUCUGUGUGCCAGUGAGAGGCAUUACAAGCAUCUUGGACGGUGCUGUAACAAAUGUGAACCGGGAAAAUACAUGUUUUCUAAAUGCACCGCUACCUCGGAAAGCAUCUGUCUGCCCUGCGGCCCAGACGAAUACCUGGACACCUGGAAUGAAGAAGAGAAAUGUUUGCUACAUAAAGUUUGUGAUACAGGCAAGGCCCUGGUAGCCGUGGAGCCGGGCAACCGGACGGCCCCGCGGCGCUGCGCCUGCACAGCCGGGUACCACUGGAGCGAGGACUGUCACUGCUGCCGCCGCAAUGCCGAGUGCGCGCCGGGCUUUGGCGCCCAGCAUCCGGUGCAGCUCAAUAAGGACACGGUGUGCAAGCCCUGUCUGGCAGGCUACUUCUCCAAUACCUCUUCCUCCACAGAAAAAUGCAAACCCUGGACCAACUGCACCAUUCUUGGAGAGACGGAAGCACGUCAUGGGACUGAUAAAUCAGAUGUGGUUUGUAGCUCUUCUCUGCCAUCUACAAAACCACCAAAUGAACCCCAGACUUACUUGCCCAGUUUAAUUAUUCUGUUUCUCUUCAUAUCUGUGGCGUUGGUUGCUGCUGUCAUCUUUGGUGUUUACUAUAGGAAAAAAGGGAAAGCACUAACAGCUAACUUGUGGCACUGGGUCAAUGAAGCUUGCGGCCGCCUAAGUGGAAAUAAGGAGUCCUCAGGCAAUAAUUUUAGCUGCACUCGGAUGGAAGCGUCUAGUCAGCGUGAAGUUGGUGAGGGUGUCUUACUGCUGACUCUGGAAGAGAAGGUGUUUUCUGAAGAUAUGUGCUGUCCAGACGGUGGUGGUGCCUGUGGGGGUGCAUGUGCAGGUGGUGGUCUCAGCGCCCAGGGACAAGACGCCAGGGUGCUCACCUUGGUCAGCGAGAUCACGGGGGAUCCCUUCAGGCAGAUCCCCACAGAAGACGAAUAUGUGGACAGGGCCCCCCAGACCCCAGACUCUAUACUAUUCCUCACUCAGCCUGGCAGCACAUCUACACCCCCUUUCCCUGAACCCCUGGAGGUGGGGGAGAAUGACAGUUUAAGCCAGUGCUUCACUGGGACAGAGAGCUUGGUGGACUCCGAAAGCUGCCACUUCGCGGAGCCCGCGUUCAGGACUGAUUGGGUUCCCACGUCCUCUGAAAAGUACUUGCUAGAAGAAAUGGAGGGUGGCAACGGCCCCCACUUGGCAGCCAGCCCUAGCUCCACAGAUGGCUGUGCAGGCUGCAGAAGCCCUGCUGGGGAGGACUGGGAACCCCCAGUGGAUUCCCCUCAAAGCGGACCCUUGCCCCAGUGCGCCUAUGGCAUGGGCCUUCCACCUGAAGCAGCUGACAGGGCCGAGGCAGGAGGCCAGCCCUUGGAUGGGGCUGAGGUAAAGCUGCCCAGCUCCAUGAGGGGAGGCCCUGGGUCCGGAGGCCCCUCCAAUGACCAGCCACCUGCGUCAGGAAAUGUGACUGGAAACAGUAACUCCACGUUUAUUUCCAGCGGGCAGGUGAUGAAUUUCAAGGGUGACAUCAUCGUGGUCUACGUCAGUCAGAACUCGCAGGAGGGCCCGGCGGGGACAGGCGGUGGCGCCGGGGAGCCAGUGGGCCGCCCGGUACAGGAAGAGAGCCCGCCGUGCUGCGACUCGUUCGCCGGCCUCGGGCCGCGCUUCCCGGACACGUGCGCCGGCCUCGAAGUGGGGCCGGCGCUGCAGAAGCGCGGCACCCCAGGACACAAGGCCUCUCGGCCGGUGCAGGAGCAGGGGGAGGCCAAGGCCCGCGCUUCCGAGACGCGGCGCUGAGCGGUCAGGGACCCGCUGCGAUUCACUGCGCCCCUCGCAGCGGCGAUGCUGCGGGGCGGGCGCCGACCUGGGGGCCUUCUGCGCCGCACACGUUGGAAGCCGCAUCCCUACCUGGCUGCACUGUCCGCGCACCUGCUCCUGGGUGUGGCUGGGGGCGGAGCCUGGCUGGGGGUGGGGCGGCGGCCGAUCUGCACCUUUAGGCCCCUCCAUUCGGUACACCUGAGUCAAAUGACCUGCAGUCUCAAUCCACUUUGCUCUAAAUAGAAUCGAGGACUUUUAAAAAGCGUACAUGUGUUACUACUACUUACAUCCACAGUCACGUAUCAACUAAUUGCACAGGUACACGUUUCUCUCUUUGGUUGCUCCACUUUCUAACCUCUUUUUAUAGUUUUUCUCCUUCGCCUUUCACCUAUUACUGUUUCAUCAGCAGUGUGUUUCUAUGACAUCUGUUUUAUGCCUGUCCGGUUCUGUUUGUAUUUCCCGCCCCCAUAUUUGAUAUUUGUUUUUCACUGUCUCUCAAUGUUUUAUUGAUACUGCCCCCCUUUUCUUUUUACCAUUUAAUGCCUUUCUUGAAAAUUCUUUUAAGGGUGACGGUCUUCUCAUAUUUUCUUUUGCACCCCUUCUCACAAGUAGUGAGAAUCCUAUGUUUUGGUGAUGGCUUGGAGUGGGGGAAGCAAGGAGUCUUACUAAGCACUUUUGGAAAAAGGCUAGAAAUGCACGUCUGGAGGGAGGCUCUGGGAACAAGAGGAGGGACUUUUAGCUUUCAAACAUUUUCUGAGUUCUCAUUUUUCUAAAGGGAGAAAAAGGGAAAACCCCUUCCCCCUCUCCCCCAAAUGUUUUUAAGUUUGUGUCAAUCUCUAGGCAGCACUAAGUGGAGAUUUAUGUCGUCCUCCUCAAUGCCGCUCAGAAUAGCUCACCCCCCACCCCACCCCCCGCCCAGGUGAAUGUAUGUAGAGGCAGUCAGGUACCUGAGUCACUAAAUCUCUAAAAAUCCACGUUGCUGCACCCGACAUUCUUUAUUCUUGAUGUCUUCCUGGAAAAGAUGUGGAAAAUGAAUAGGACAUGGGGAUAGCCUGCACAUGCAGUGAAAAGAAGAUGCCAGGGAAGUUCAAAAAAGAAAGAACAAAGCUGAAAUGUUAAGAUACGUGUGUAUCUUUCUGGGUAGGAAUAGCAUUAAUGUGUUUAAGCAGUAGGCCCCAUUUUCUUUCUAAAUAAUUGUGCAUCUGUAAUUUAACCUUGCAGAAGUGGAACGCAUUCCUGUUUUCCAUGUAUUUAAAUUAAAAACCAAAUCCUUAUUUUGUGAACUUAGCAUUUGUCCUAGAGGUGCUUUUCUCUUAGCAUCAGUGUUCUUAUGAGGAAACAUACAAUGUGAGUCAGGUUGAAAGGAAUUACCUGGGAUGUUCUAUCUAUUGUGGUCAGUGAGCAUUUGUUCUCAAAUACUAGAGAAAAGUUACCAUGCCUAAGCAUAUUAAAAUUAAUGUUGCCGACCCGGUGGGUUUUUAGAGUGCUGAAAGUGGUCACUCUCCAGACUUUAAUGGCCACAAAUCAGCUGAAGGGAAUGAUUGUUGAUCACUGGUUUCUCUCUUUUGGUUGCCGGUCUCUUAGAAAUGCUAAAAUAGUAGCAGUCAAUUAUGAGUUUUAAUGGAGAAGCAGAAGUGCCUGUAUAAUUUAUAGAGCCUUAGUUGACAUGAAAAACUGCAGGAAAUAACCGCAUUGUGAGGACUAUUCAUUGGUAGGAAUUUACUGUCUGUGCUGCCCUUUUAGUUCACAUCCAUCCAAAGAGAGAUGUUAUAAAAAUGGAAGAAACCAUUAUACCUUUUAAUAUGGAAUAUAUUAAAGUAUAGUUCAUAAAGGGGAAGGCUGAGCUAAAGACCCACAUUUCUACUUUGACUGUCAUCAUCUCACUGAUAUUACUGUACCUUUCUAUGCUUUCUUUUUUCUAUAAAAAAGCACUAAUGACCAUUUUUGACACUUUCCCUACCUAGAGAUAAAAAAAGAUACUACAGUGAUUGUUAAAAUACCUUCAGCUCCUUAAAUAAAAGGUGCUAAAUUGAAUACAUAAGAAUCUCCUUUUUGAAAAAGGUAGUGUUUCUUUCCCACACUGAUCCCUACUAAUUCCAUAUUGAUCCACAGACAAUCAAAUGAUAGGAAAUAUAUAGCAAAUACAGGUCCGUGUGUGUAUUAUUAAGAUGUAUAUGACAAAUGUAAACAGAAUGAAAUGAAGACAAUAGUGGAAAACUGGGGUAUGUGAUGAAGAGGUUAUUAAACAUAUUUGAUGAUAAAAAAUGUUUUCAUGGCCUGCUUAAACUAAGCUUUUUGUGAAGUAAUAAUCUGACUUCUUUUUGAUCUCUGGGGUGUGCUGUGGUAUCAAAUGUCAAUUAUAUUGUGACAUUGGUGAAACCCCAACAAGAGUUGGGACAGCAAGUGCUUUGUUUGAAUGAUAUAUCUCCUGUUGAUCUCAUAAGAAAAUUCUUUGAAAUACAGGUUGGCUAGGCAAUGAAAGUUGAAAGGGUAUGUUUUCUACUCAUUUAAUUCAACUAUCAGGAGAAGGAAGAGUAAUUUCCUACCCAUAAGCACAAAGAGCAGUUUGUGAGGUAUUGGAAGCUUCAUCUGUGUAACAAGCUACCCCAAAACUUUGUGGUUUAAAAUGACCACCAUUUAUUUAGCUCCCAGCCUUGAGGGUUGGCUCAGCUUGGUUGGUUCUUUAGGCUGGACGAGCCCAGCUGGGCAUGCUGACCCGCCUGCAGCCUGCAGGCUGGAGCUUGGCUGUCUAGGCUGAGCAGUCUCCACGCGGUCCCUCAUCCCCCCAGCAGACUGGCCUGAUAUCCUUCUCAUGGUAGUGGCUGGAUUCCCAGAAAGCAAGCAAAACCGUACCAUGCUUUUUGAGUCCAGGCUUAGUCUGGCGUGCUGUCACUCUGCCACACUCUAUUGGCCAAGGCAAGACACGGGACAGCCCAGAUUCAGGGUGGGGACACAGAGUGGCAGGGUGACACUGGAGAGAGUGAGAUAUAUGAGGAGGGGAGAAUGGGGCCCUUUGCCAUCCCUUUAGCACAGGGACACUGUUGAUAAUAAAUGGUGCAGGGCAGAUUGUGUCUGGGAGCAGGAGAGGAGGGUUUCCUAACCUCGUGCUUAGACAGCAUCUCUCUCCUCCAUUCCUUCUAAUAAAACAGGCAUGCAUGAAUACUUUGCAAAGAAUCUUCAUUUAAAAUGAAACUGACCAAUAGAAUAAAUGUUAAAAUGCCACAUUCCAGGUCUGUUCCAGAAACUUCAUUUUACCACAAGGGGCUGGUGAAGUUACCCUCCCCCCACCCUCAACCCCACCCCAACGUGAUGGAACAAACAAGGUUUGCAGUCAGACCUGGAGUCAAAACUCCGCCCUACCAAAUACUGACCUACCUCGUGCAGCUGCUUCAUUGCCCGGCUUUAUCUUCAGGUUCCACGUGGGUAACCUGAAGAUGAUGUUAGUUUGUAGGACUGGUGUAAAGAUGAAGAGGGAUGAGGUGCAGCCAAGCACUGGCAGAGUUCCCGGAAGGUCCCAGUAGCAGAGACCCCACUGUUGUUUGUCACUCUCCUCCUCUGUCUCUGACAUCCAUCCCUUCCUGGACACGGAAGCAGUCUCAGAUCUCAUGUUCUCUCCCUGAGUCAGAUCACAUAGCUAUAAGCUAACUGCCACCCACCCUGGAAACCUUCCCACUCUUUGAAACUAGGUCUGAAGGGUGUGACUUUUUCAGUCCGUUGACAAGCCCAUGGUUGAUCCAAAGUUGUCGCCAUCUGACAUCACACACUGGGGGAAGUAGGCUUAUGCCUUCAAAAUACACUGACUGCCACAAUGGGACAGUAUAAGUAGAAUGUGUAAGACUUUCACCCAUAGCCCCUGACAUUUGGGAUGUGUAGGUUGAAAUGCUGUGUUUCCUUUUCUCCUAGUGUCCUGGAUGUCUCUCCUAGUUUGGAGAGGAUAAUAAAUUGGCCACCAACUCAGAAGAGGUGGUGGUAUUGGCCUAAACCCCUUUGGGAAGGGGCUGGAGCCCAGGAAAAUCUUUCACUGUGACCCAGGUUCUUGAUUUCUCAUGAACAGCUGUAGCCCUGGAAACAAGACCACAUAGACUGUAACAUCAUGAGAAAAAAUGACAUUCUUAUAAGACUCUUAUGAGUUGCCUUAAUUUAGCAGAGGCAGUAAAACAUCCUACACUAAAAGAGAAAAGCAAAUUCAUUUUUUAUUGGCUUUUAUGGCCUCUCUAUUUCAAUGGCAAAGGAACCAUGAAAAGAGACACAUAUUUAAAGCUCUUAGGAAAAUUUUUUAAAAAUACUUACUGUAUUAGUGAAAAAAUGAAAAAGUCUUUUGACAUCAGUUUUAUUGAGUUUGUGAUUUGUAUACACUACAAUUCAUUCUUUAGAUAUACAGUUGUAUGAGUUUUGACAAAAAUAUAUAGUUGCGUAACCACCACCGCAAUCAAGAUCUAUACUAUAUUUAGUACCCCCCAGUUUCCCAUUUCCCUUUGUAGCCAGUUCCUUCCUCACUACCCCCAUACCCUGGAGGAAACUGGCUACAAAGGGAAAUGGUAAACAUAUCUGUUCUAUGUUUCUAGAGUUUUGUCUUUUCCAGAAUGUCAUAUAAAUGGAAUCAUACAAUAGGGAGCCAUUUGAGUCUUCUUUCAGCAUCAUACCCUUGAGAUCCAUCUAAGUUAUUGGGUACAUCAGCAGUUAGUUCCUUUUUUAUUGCUGAGUAGUAUUCUAUCAUAGGGAUGUAGCACCGUUUAUUCACCCACACUUGGAUUCUUUCCAACUAGGGGCAAUUACAAAUAAAGCUACUAUAAUAAUCUGUGUGUACAUGUGUUUUCAUUUCUCUUGUGUAAAUACCAGGUGUAGGAUUGUGGGAUCAUAUGGUAAAUGUAUAUUUAACUCUAUAAGAAACUGAAAUUGUUUUCCAAAGUACCCGUACAAUUUUGCAUUUUCAUCAGCAUGGAGGAGAGUUCCAGUUGCUCCACAUACUUACCAGCAUUUGACAGUGUCAGUUGUUUGUUUGUUUGUUUUAAUUUCAGCCAUUCUACUAGAUAUCACUUUGGCUUUCAUUUCAUUUACAUUUGCAGUCCCUGACUGAGCAUCUUUUCAUAUGCUUAUUUGACCACAUUUGUCUCUUAUUUGGUGAAAUGUGUAUUAAAAUCUUUUGCCUAUUUUU
This is a messenger RNA of Sus scrofa (pig), 7134 nucleotides long. It is a transcript of the gene TNFRSF11A, whose product is annotated as TNF receptor superfamily member 11a. The record is from RefSeq and is a predicted model, not a curated record. Gene Ontology annotation, biological process: response to interleukin-1; lymph node development; multinuclear osteoclast differentiation. Gene Ontology annotation, molecular function: cytokine binding; tumor necrosis factor receptor activity. Gene Ontology annotation, cellular component: external side of plasma membrane. NCBI's taxonomy places the organism in Eukaryota, Metazoa, Chordata, Mammalia, Artiodactyla, Suidae.